Carcharodon carcharias (great white shark) is the source of this 7850-nucleotide messenger RNA. RefSeq names its product formin-like protein 3. The record is from RefSeq and is a predicted model, not a curated record. Bases 519 to 3602 code for a protein of 1027 amino acids. Gene Ontology annotation, biological process: cortical actin cytoskeleton organization; regulation of cell shape; cell migration. Lineage: Eukaryota; Metazoa; Chordata; Chondrichthyes; Lamniformes; Lamnidae. Gene Ontology annotation, cellular component: cytosol. Gene Ontology annotation, molecular function: actin filament binding; small GTPase binding. The transcript has 27 exons.
UCUUUGUUACCAAGGGUGAUGGACAGACAGUGGGACCAAUGGGGGGAGGGUUCUCUCCAGAGUUAGUGAAUGGGCGCGCACUCGGGCUCGCUCCCUGCUCAGAGUGGAGAGGCUGCGAGAAACUGACGCUGAACAAUGAGCUUCCUCCAAACCGAGCGAGGGACAGGCAGACCAGGCUGGGAGCAGCUGAAAUGAUUCCUGCAGGAUAACUUGGAACUGCUGGCAACUUAUCCCCUCUGAGGACAGAGGGGGAGGGUUAAACAAAACGGAGGAGGAGGGGGUGGGGGGGAAAAUAACAACUUUAGGCUUGGGAAAAGUAUUUUGUGGACAAGUUUAGUUUUUUUUCCCCCCAAAGUUUGUGUUUAAAAAGUUUGUGAGAAGCGGACCAGACGGACACUGCGGGAGGUCAGUUCUUGGGAACUCUUUCCCCCACCUCCUCCCCCUCCCCAGAAAAAACAAAAAGAGGGGAAAUUAAGGAAGGGGGAAUUUCACUUUCUUCUUGAAUUGCCCCGGAUGAAAUGGGAAACACUGGAAGUUUGGAUGGACAGAUGAACCUAAGUGCUCAAAUCAUGCCACUGAAGUUACCAAUGCCUGAACAAUGCGAGCUGGAGGAAAGGUUUGCGAUCGUUUUGAACUCUAUGAACCUUCCACCAGAUAAAGCACGGUUACUACGACAGUAUGACAAUGAGAAAAAAUGGGAUCUCAUCUGUGACCAGGAGCGCUUUCAGGUGAAGAAUCCUCCACAUACCUACAUCCAGAAACUGAAGAGCUACUUGGACCCAGGAGUCACCAGGAAGAAAUUCAGGCGCCGAGUGCAAGAAUCAACUAAAGUAUUGCGGGAGCUCGAGAUCUCCCUCCGAACCAAUUACAUUGGGUGGGUACGAGAAUUUUUAAAUGAUGAAAACCAGGGUCUCAAUGUGCUGGUGGACUAUCUCUCCUUUGCACAGUGUGGAGUCAUGUUUGACUUUGAUCUUGUGGAGAAUGGUGAUGAUGGUGGACUCGACAAGCCGAAACCCUGGGGCAGGUCUAUAGAAGAUCUGCACCAGAGCAAUGUCCUGCCCCUGGCUUUCAGCAACAGCCUCUCUCGCUCUGCCAGGCAAUCUAUCCUACGCUACAACACUUUACCCGACAGGAAACUCCUGAAGAAUUCCCGACUCGUGAGCCAGAAGGACGAUGUCCACGUCUGCAUUAUGUGUUUACGGGCUGUCAUGAACUACCAGUAUGGCUUCAACUUAGUCAUGUCGCAUCCACAUGCUGUAAAUGAAAUCGCACUGAGCUUGAACAACAAGAAUCCCAGAACCAAAGCCCUGGUAUUGGAGCUAUUAGCAGCUGUGUGUCUUGUGAGGGGAGGACAUGAAAUCAUCCUUUCUGCCUUCGACCACUUCAAAGAGGUGUGCAAAGAAACACAUCGCUUUGAAAACCUGAUGGAGUAUUUUCGAAAUGAAGACAGCAACAUUGAUUUCAUGGUGGCGUGUAUGCAGUUCAUCAACAUCGUGGUCCAUUCUGUGGAGGACAUGAAUUUCCGGGUCCACUUGCAGUUCGAGUUCACCAAACUGGGCCUUGACGAGUUCCUGGAGAAAUCCAAGCACACGGAAAGUGACAAACUCCAGGUUCAGAUCCAGGCCUACCUGGACAACGUCUUCGAUGUGGGAGGCCUACUCGAGGAUGCCGAGACCAAGAAUGCAGCCUUGGAGAAAGUGGACGAACUGGAAGAGCACUUGUCGCAUUUAUCGGAGAGGCUUCAGGACCUGGAGAAUGAAAAUAUGAUGAGGGUAGCCGAACUGGAAAAGCAGCUACUACACCGGGAUAAUGAACUGGAAACGAUAAAGGAAACGUACAAGGAUGCCAGUAGCCAGGUGCACACAUUGCGGAAGAUGAUCAAGGAGAAAGAGGAGGCUUUGCAGCGGCAGUUUCACCUGGAAAAGCAGCUGACGGAUCUGCAAAGUGGCUCCAUCGGCGAUUGUCCUGAUGGAGAUCUUUCCAUGUUGUCUCGAUCUGCCAUGGGUCUGGAACCAAUCCAAAGCCCUCCUUCAACACCAAUGCCACCAACCCCUCCCCCACCACCCCUUGCUCCACCGUUACCAGGUCAAGCCCCCCCGCCACCACCACCACCGCCACCACCUGCAGCUCCCCCAUUGCCUGGUAGUUCCCUCUCGGUUAUCCUCAGUCAUGGAUUGUCAGCCAUCCGGAUAAAGAAACCAAUUAAAACAAAAUUCCGUUUACCGGUAUUUAACUGGAUGGCCCUGAAACCCAACCAGAUCAAUGGGACAGUCUUCACUGAAAUCGAUGAUGAAAAAAUAUUAGAGGAGCUUGACAUGGAUGAAUUUGAAGACCUCUUCAAGACGAAAGCCCAGGGACCCUCCAUUGAAAUCUCCUGUCAGAAAAGCAAAAGUGCGCAGAAAGCACUGAGUAAAGUGACGCUGCUCGAAGCCAACCGAGCAAAGAAUCUCGCCAUUACGCUGCGCAAGGCUGGCAAGACAACUGAAGAGAUUUGCAGGGCCAUUCAAAUGUAUGACUUGAAGACCCUGCCCCUCGACUUUGUGGAGUGCCUGAAUCGCUUCCUGCCUUUGGAGAAUGAGGUGAAGCUUCUGAGGCAGUACGAGAAGGAGCGGAAGCCACUCGAUGAACUGUCCAACGAGGACCGCUUCAUGCUGCAGUUUAGCAAAAUCGAGCGCCUGCCUCAGCGCAUGACCAUCAUGACCUUUGUUGGGAAUUUCUCCGAGAAUAUUCAGAUGUUGAAUCCGCAACUGAAUGCAAUAAUAGCAGCCUCUGCAUCUAUUAAGACCUCCCAGAAGUUGAAGAGAAUGCUGGAGAUUAUUCUGGCACUUGGUAACUACAUGAAUAGCAGUAAAAGAGGAGCUGUGUAUGGCUUCAAACUUCAGAGUUUGGACCUGCUCUUGGAUACCAAAUCCACCGAUCGGAAGCUGACCUUGUUGCACUACAUUGCGCUCGUUGUCAAACAGAAGUACUCUAAUAUUGCCACGUUCUGGAGUGAGCUACACUUCAUCGAGAAAGCUGCAGCAGUGUCAUUAGAAAAUGUCCUCUUGGACGUCAAGGAGAUGGGACACAACAUGGAGCUGGUUAAACGAGAGAGCAGUAUGCAUGAACACAAUGUGGUGCUGAAGGAUUUCCUGUCACAAAACGAAGGGAAACUGGAAAAACUUCAGAAAGAUUCCAGAACUGCACAGGAAGCAUACAAUAAAGUGGUUGAGUAUUUUGGAGAAAAUCCCAAGACAACGCCUCCAUCAGUGUUCUUCCCAGUCUUCGUCCGGUUUGUCAAAUCCUACAGGGAAGCAGAGCAAGAGAAUGAGCUGCGAAACAAGCAGGAACAAGCUUUGAGAGAGAAGAUGCUGGCGCAGGAGGCCAAGCUUCAACAGGACCAAAAGUCUCCCUGUCACCGGAACAAGCGGCAACAGCAGGAGCUCAUCGCCGAGUUGCGGAGACGGCAGGUCAAAGAUCACCGACCGGUGUAUGAAGGGAAAGAUGGGACCAUUGAAGACAUUAUCACAGUGUUGAAGAGUGUGCCCUUCACAGCCCGAACUGCUAAACGUGGGUCCUGGUUCUUCUGUGAAACAUCAUUGUAUGAAGAGUCCAAUUGUUAAUGUUUGUGCCCUCUACAAUCUACAGCUGUGACAGAUCUUAGAAGUCAACCGUACCGACGCGCAGAUGCGGUGAUGCGACAUGGGUGGAAACACCUCUGAAGAAAAGAGUUGGGGGGAGGGGAGGGUAAUUGUGACCAAAACGACAGUGUUAUUGAAACUGUUCCAUUGAGGAGCAUCUCGGGAUGAACUUUUUUUUUUCUUUGGCUCCCAAUGACUCCCUGAAAUGGCAAAUUUCCUGCACAUGUAUCUUCUUAAUCCACUACAGGCGGGUGUGCACGAAAUGGCAUUGUGUGGAGAGAAAACACGAGAGAGAACACACUCCCCUUUAUUUUGUCCUUGAGGGGAAAGUACGUUUUUUUUUAAAACCAAUCCGCGUAACCUGCUCACCACUUUACCAGUGAAAUUAUCCAACUAUGCGUUUGAGAUGCCAGCCCUUCAUCAAAGCUUAAAACUAUGAAGGUUAGGAGGAAGCACACCUCUUCAAGUCUUCUCUGUCCUACUGAGAAAAGUGUUGGCUGGUCUCAUCAAGCUUGGACGGCCCGUGAAAUUUGAAUGCCUUGUUGCGGCAGUAUUACAUGGACACAUUAACCAUGGAGUUCUUUCUGUUCUUAUAGACUUAAUUAAUUUAAGGUAUUUUUCCAUUAUUACUCCUAUAUUUUGUACAGUGAAUUUGACCUGUGGUGAUUCCAAGGAAACUUUGGAAUCCAUUAUUGCCAAAGUAAAAUGGCCACUGACUUCAUCAUCAGAGCGUUAUCUUUUCCUUACAUUGAAUUCAAACCCAUUUAGAAUUCUUUCUGAGCAUUUCCAGGUGUUUAGGCCUCUGAGUAAUGCUGUCUUGAUUUACUUGGAAAUCAGAACAAAAAUACCAUCCAGUUAGACUUGCAGCUUUUUCAGUAUUUUUCUCUCCCAGAUUAUUCAAGAAUAAACAGGUGUAGGGACAAACUUUCCUUCCCUUAAGUCAAAUUUCUUCACAUUUUUUUUGAUUGUGUGUAGGGUCUGAUUUUAGAAUAGCGUCACUAACCUUCUGCAGGGUGGCUUCAAGCUGAUCUAAUGCAAAAACAUGGUCCGAUGAAUCCAAUCUUGACUUAAUCCAAGUCCAGGAAAUUGAGGAGACAUCCAAUUAGAAAUCGGUAUUCUGUUCCAGUUCAGGCAUUAUUGACGCAUAUUCCAUGUUUUUGGUCUUCCUCUGCACAGUAUCUCCCGUUGGAAGUAGCAGAACUGAAUGCAGGCUAGAGAAUUGCCUAUCCUAUUAGCACAGCCCAUCAAACUCCCAUGCAAUGUUAAGGUUUGCAGUUAAGUCCUCUGAUCUGUCACUAGUUUUAUUUCACGUAUGCAGUACACUAUAGGAACAUUUGCACUUAAGCCCAAUAUUCUUAAACAGCUCUUGGAUCAAACCAUUAAUUCACCACCUCAAACUACUCCUUCACUCCGACCGCUGGUGACAGCGCCAGCAAGGAACCAUGCUGAGUUUGCUGACCUGAGCUGGGCUGACUUCUGACCUCCAUCCAGUCAACUAGGCAGUAAGGAGCUCUCUCUCGCUUGGUUGUCGAGUGGGCUCUCGCUGCUUCGGCUCACUGGGUUGGGCUACCAGAGAAUGGCUGGUGUCUGUGGAACCUUUACCUCAGUAUGAGUUGGUGGUAAGGGGGCUGGGUGGGGAACAAAGGCUCAAGUGGAAGAACAAAAACUCUCUGACUGGGUGCAGUUGUUGAAACCAAACUCUGUUCAUUGGGGCUAUCCCUACCAGUUGGUGUCAAUGGUUAUAGUUGAAGUUCCAAUACCAGUGACUUUAAGGAAAACUCCUGGAAGCUAUCAAUGGCCUAUUUUGGGGAAUAGGAUACUUCCCAUCUCAAAGAGGGUUACAGUCUUGAAUUGAAGGCCAAGAUUCAAAGGUUUACAUGUAACUAUGAAGCAUUUAAGAUACAAUUUACUGCUCAGGUGUCUGAGGUCAUUUUGCAGAAGAGGAGAGAAAAUGCAGCGAUUGUGUUUUUUAAAAAAAUCAGCCUUGCACCCUAAUCCAAUUUGUGGUUUCAAUGCUUAGUUCUUAGUUUUUCUUAGGUUUUCUUUUCCAUUCUUAAUCAGCUGCAUCACAAAGGAGGCCAUUCAGCCUAUCCCUUCUUUCCCAGUGCUACCUUCUUAACUGGAUCCAUCUACACUGAUCCCAUUUCUCUCCUCUUUCCACAUAUCCUUUAAUCUUUUUAAUCUGUCCCAAAUCUUACCUAAUUCCUCUUCAGAUGCUACAGUUUCUGCUUCAACAGUCACUUCUGGUAAAACAUUACAUCUUCUAAUAACUUGUGGAUAAAUUUUGACUUCAUUUUUCCCAUGAUAGCCCAUAGUCUAUGGUUCUUAUUUUUACUGAUCCAGCAUCAGUAGAAACAGUCUUUCACUUUUUAUCCUGUCAGAACCUUUCAUGAAUUUGGAAGCCUCUGUCAGAUCCUCUCCUUAACAUUCUCUGUUCCAAUGUUUAAAAAAGCCCCACGUUAUCAAGCUCUUGCAUCUGAUUCCUUUUUUAUUUAUUCAUUCAUGGGAUGUGGGUGUUGUGGGCAAGUCCAGCAUUUAUUGCCCAUCCCUAAUUGCCCUUGGGAAGGUGGUGGUAAGCUGCCUUCUUGAACAAUCUGGCGUAGGUACACCCACAGUGCUGUUAGGGAGGGAGUUCAGGGUUUUGAAGGAACUGAACGGUGAUAUAUUUCCAAGUCGGGAUGGUGUGUGACUUUAAGGGGAGACUUCCAGGUGGUGAUGUUCCAUCUAGGUGGCAAAGGUCACUGGUCUGGAAGGUGCUGUCCUGCUAUCAUUCUAAUGAUUCUUCACUGUUCCCUUCCCAAAGGCUCCAAUAUCUUUCCUAUAACGAGGUGCCCAGAACUGCACAAUAGUCUAACUGAGGCCUAUGCUGUACCUUUUACAAACUCAACUUCAUUCAUUGUUUCAUUACCUUUGUUUAAAACGCCUCCAAGUAACUGUGACUGCUACAAGUUAACAAUACACAGCAGCCCUGCAGAAACCCACAUCAGAUAACUGUUCCCCUGCUGUAUGUGCUACUACUGAAGAUGUUAGUAUGACGUUGCAUUUUAUUUGAUGUGAUGUCCUCUAUAAUGCUCUUUCCCUGAGUACUGUUUGGGUUUAACAUCUCUUCUGUGUGAGCAAUAAUACAAUAUGGACAGAGCUGCAGGUUCAGUCCAGGCCCCUGAAAUGUACUUUACUAAAAUGGGCAUCUGGAUUUGUGCUAGUGAAAGGUUGCAGCUUUAUCUAAAUAAUACAUAUUUGAGUCUGACCAUAUCAAGGCCUGAUACUUGUUUGGGCACUUUAAAAGUGAACAGACUUUUGGCUUUCUCCCUUGGCAAUGUUCAGCCUCCCUCUCUGUGUCUCUUUCUCUCAUGUCUGUGUAUAUGACUCACUCUCACACUCCCACUCUCGGGCUCGGGCUCCCCCUCGCUCUCUCUCGGAUUCUUUAGGCUGAAUUUUCGCAAAGGACCUUUGAAAAUGGUGGCAGGACCUAGAAGCAGAUGUCCCGCACCUAUUUCUGAACUUUUUGCUGUUAGGGGAAAGCGGGCGGGGUGGGAUUCUCACAGACAGGAAGCCUGAACUCAGGGUCAUUUUAAUUCGAUGGUGAGUUCAAACAUAACCCAUUUUGGCUGGUCUCAAGGGCCUUAACCCACAAGGUGGGUGUCACGAAUUGACAUAGUAGAUGUAAAUGCUCUUGAAGGAUGCAUAAUGUCUGUAUAACUCUCAUGAGCUUAAGUUUGUUUUAAAUACCCUGCUCUUUUUUAAAAAAAAAGCUGCAGCCCAAUGAGAAUUUUUUAAAAAAAACCUCUGCUAGACUGCGUUGUUUGACAGGUGUAGGUUAGAGAAAAAGCAUAGCGUCUGGUUGUGCAGUUUCAAUAGAACUCUUUGUUGACAUUUCCCUAAGGGCUGUUGUUAUGUCAUUGUGAAUGCUUGGCUGAAUUUCAAAAUCUGAUGCCUCAACAGAGUGUUCCGAGUUCACGGUUUGGCCGCUUAAAAAGGCUACUAAAGGAUUAUCUGCCCUUGAUGUGGAUACGGAAUAGAAGCUCCUUUUUUAUGAGAGAUAUACUACUUGAGAUUUAAAAGCUUUGUAUUAAUUUUAUGAAUGGGAGAUUUUUACACUAUCAAAUGUAUAGGAGUGAGAGCAGUAUUACAUUGUUAAAAUUUUCUUCUUUUUCAUUUCUACAUCCUCCUGAGGUCCGCCCAUGGUGGAUGCUGGGUGACUGGCUAUGGAGGUGGCAUGGUCAUGAGGGA